This is a messenger RNA of Anarrhichthys ocellatus (wolf-eel), 6388 nucleotides long. RefSeq names its product neurotrimin (gene ntm). Lineage: Eukaryota; Metazoa; Chordata; Actinopteri; Perciformes; Anarhichadidae. The record is from RefSeq and is a predicted model, not a curated record. Bases 310 to 1380 code for a protein of 356 amino acids. The transcript has 8 exons.
UAGCCCCGUGAAGCAGGCAGGUUCUUUAUGUCUUCUUAUGGUAGAGAACUUGGUGAAAUAACACCACCAGCCGCUGUGAAGAAGCUUCUUUUAUUUUUUCCUGUCCUUCUAAAAAGCUACCAGUAAACAGUGGAUGUUACAGUGCAGUCUGGAUGUGUGUCUCCUCCCCUGCACACCGUGGCUACCCGGCGACAAGAUUUGGAUUAACACUGAUGAACUGGGGGUAAAUAAUCUCCACGGGACCGUUUACGGGACGAAAAAGUGACUCAUCGCUGUGGGAUUUUUUUGUACACCUCUCGGCUGAAGACGAUGUCUGUCCGGGGAUACUUUGUCGCUCUUUCCAAACGCACACUUCUUCUCUCUCUGAAGAUGUUGCUUAUUGUGCCUGCAGGGUUGCCGGUCCGCAGCCAAGGGGAUUCUCAAUCCGACAACAAAGUGAUGGACAACAUCACCGUCCGACAAGGAGAGACGGUCUUUCUCAGGUGUGCACAGGGGGACGUGGUCACACACACAGCAUGGCUAAACCGAUCAAGUAUCCUGUAUGCCGGAGAAGACAAAUGGUCGGUGGAUCCCCGAGUGAGUCUGGUGACCCUUAAUCAAGAGGAGUUUACCAUCAAGAUUGAAAACGUGGACAUGACAGAUGAGGGGCAGUAUGUGUGCGCAGUUCAGACAAGCAGUCGACCUAGAACCACCUCAGUGCACAUCCUCGUCCAAGUACCACCGAAAAUCAUCAACCUUUCAAAAGAUAUUGUGGUAAAUGAAGGCUCCAACGUCACCCUGAUGUGCCAGGCCAGCGGUAAACCAGAGCCUUCCGUCAGCUGGAAACUCAUCUACUCAUCAGGAGACCUGGCAUCAGAGGAUGAGUACCUGGAAAUCCCAUCUAUCUCCAGACAGAGAGCAGGGACGUAUGAAUGCACAGCCGUCAACGAUAUUGACACAGACGUCCAGACCGUCGACAUCACCGUCAACUAUGCUCCAGCUGUAUCGGAGGGCAGAGAUAUCGGAGUGACUCUGGGCCAGAGAGGAGAGCUGGAGUGUGAGGCUGAUGCCGUGCCUGAGGCAGACUUUGAGUGGUUCAAAGAUGACAGAAGGAUCCUCAAUGGCCUCGAUGGCAUGGAGAUUAUGAAUUCUGGAUCUCUGUCGAAGCUGACAUUUUUUAAUGUGUCCGACGGAGAUUACGGGAACUACACUUGUGUCGCACUCAACAAACUUGGGAGCUCUAACACAAGCUUCCUUAUGUAUGUCGUAAUUGAACCCACUAGCUCAACGCUAUUGCAAGGACCGAGAGCAGUUCAGGAUGGUAGCGGCGGCGCGAUGGGAGUGCACUCACACACCUGUCUCCUCUUCUUAGUGUUUCUGCUGUUCCUGCUCAGAAUUUGAAGAGGAAUGGAUUUGAACACAAGUAUUUUGUGUCUGUGUGUGUGUGUGUGUGUGUGUGCGCGCGCGAGUGUGUGUGUUUUGUUUUUUCAACCGGAACCAUAAACUGGUGCACAGUGAGUGCAUGAAGUAUCCUGCUACAUAAUGAUGUUGACCCACUAAAUAAGUACUUAAAAGGUUUCUGUUGUUUUUUUUGUUUUGUUUUUAGAUUUCAAUGAUGUAACAAAUGCUUCACAGAAAUUGAAUUAUGUUGGAAAUGUUCUCUCUAAAUUAUAUUAGUCUGGAUUAUCUCUUUUUUACUCAUAGUAUGUCUGAGAGAAAAAAAGAUUUUUUAAUUGUGGUGUCUCUUAUUCAAAUUGAUUUGUCUUCAUUUUUGAACCGCAUUGCAUAUUCAUCUCAACUCCAGGAAAAGGCAAAUGUACAAUAGGUAUGAGAGGUGAAUGUUAAACACCUGAAAGUCAAAGCGAGACAGUGAAGCAGGAGGAUGUAGGUUUCCCUGAGGCUGAAAGCCUGCUAUUGUCAUAUUUGAAUGUGUAAUGAUUAUCAUUCCGUCUGGUUGUUGAAACAGAAUCAUUUUUGAUGUGUUAUGCUAAUCUUUUAAUUCUAUUUUUUUCAGUUAUAUUUAGUUUUAAAUAUUUUUGAGAAGGGAAAAUAUGAAGUUGUAAUUAUUUAGGACAAAUAUCUUAGUUUUAUGUAUUUUUUUUUCUGAACACAAAAAUGGUGUCAAGAAUACUUACGUUAUAAUUAUGUAGUUAAAAAUGGAGGGAGAGUCGGCUCCACUUGUGUGGAGUCGACGUCUGACUUAAGUAAUGCAAAUGUAUUAAUGCUGUUGCUACUUGUUUGAACAUCAUGCCGUUUCUACACAACACAGUUAUUUGAGGAAAUGUUUCUGUUCAUGUUGCAAAGCAGCACUGGAGGCUCAGAGGCCACUCAGUCACAUCAUGUUAAUAGAAAUAAACACCCUUUGCAUGUGUUUAGACACCAAUAACCCAAAGACUAGCAGCUCACACAGCACCACGCUUCAUUGGAUUUCUGUUUCUAGUCCUAACACAUGGACACCGUUUCCAUACACAAAGAGGGUAAACAUGUUUUAAUAUGGGUUUAACAUUGAGUCAUUGGGAAAUCUAAAAUAACACACCUUUGAACCAAAAUGUACAGUAUGUGGUUUAUGACUGUGAGAUGCUCAUUCUGAACAUGACAUUCCAGCUCUUAUUGAAAAGAAAAGAAUUGCAGGCUUACUGUACAGAAUGCGAGCCGAUUGCAAUAACCGACAGUGAUCGGAGGUCCGAGUAAAAAUACUACACCUGCUCUAAUCGCUUCAUAUGCGGCUGGCGUUGUCAGAGAGGAGAGGAUAUGUUAGAAAACAAAGAAAUCAUACCUGUGUUUUAUCAUGGAGGAUCAGUACACACAGAGGAUCUGCAGCGAACAGGACGAACCUCCGUUAUUUAGUUGUGAGCGUGAGGAUUUUAUGCAACAAUCAGAAACCUCUCACAACACACCGGCAAGAAUUAAAAGCCGGUGAUUUGUCUUUUUCAAGUCUCUUGUGUUGGCAAACAAUUUACACCAACUGCCACACUCAGGUUCACCCCGGCAGCGAAGAAGAGUUGAGUGACAGUAACAAAAACGUAGGAUUUUGUUGUAAAGGCUACUGGUUUUUUUUUUACAAUGUGGAAGGUUUUUUUUUAGACAUCAUGCCCGUUUGUGUUUGUGAACGUACAAACACAAACGUCUACCGGCUGCACUGCACAGCAUCGGACUGUGUGCAGCACUAGAGGAUUUGCAGGAUUCCAUUAACACAACAUCAAACAGGAACAGCGAAUUACAUCAAAUUAGUGUGUGUCUGUUUAGUGGCGGGACAAUGAUGCGCUUCUUAUUAUCCCUCGGCUCCGAUUGAGUGUUUUCACAUGUGGUUAUUUUUAAAUGAACACGCGGCAGAACCAAUGAUCUCUGCUCUGUUCACACUCACCUUUUCCUCCCUCUUUCCCUGGCUUGCCUCAGCUCUGGUGGGCUUGUAGUCUUUCAUCCACAUGCACACACUUCAAUUUGUCUUUUUAACUCAUUUAGCCUCAUCGUGGGUCUUGGGGACAACAAGGUUUGUGCUUCUCAAUGUCAAAAUGAGCCAAAUCAAAACGGCAUGAAACAGAUUGGAGCAUUAUUGAAAUUGAUCAGAGUAAUCAUCAGUUGAAUCUGACGGGCUAAUCACGCUUUGUUUUCACACACAAGACAAUGAGAUGGAGAGGGAGGGAGACUAUUAUUCAUCACCAGCACAGUGAUGUUUGGAAAUGACAUGGUAAUUAUUCCUCCCGGCUGGAAGGAUGGCACCACUGAUCCCACGUCUGUAUUGCCACAAGAUUAACCAUAUUUAAGAUGAACUGAAGUCAGAUCACCUCCCCACAUUGGGGUCCCUUCAGAGGAGUUUGCAUGAAGUGGUUGCUGUCAAUAUGCACAAGCAAUCACAGUCUCGCUGCUUUGAGUUCCCUUGAAUGGUUGGAAAGGGAGCCAAAUGUCCUGAACACCUCGCUUAAUAGUCCGCCUGGAAAUAUCACUUAACAAACACACACACCUCAUUUCUUCUCUCUCUCACACACACACACACAUUUUACUGAAGUAAGACAGUUUCUUGUUUAUUUCUUUUGUAGGACAGCCAAGCACACGUAAAAACUGCUCAUUGAUUUUUAUCUUUUUACUACCUCUGAGCAGUUGCUCAGCAAGUUGCCCAAUUAUUUAACUACGCCGCGAUCACCACUUAAAAGUACUAUUUAUUUACAUGUGUUCACGGGUGUGUAUUUGAGUGGGCUGUAAUGUUCACACCCUCGCUAACACCACACCGCUGUACUGUCAGUAUAGUUUCUCCAGGAGCAUCACAGCACUCCACAGGUUUAUGAAAGGACAAUGCAGACAACUGCAUUCCAUUGCUUUGUCCUUAAUAUCUGUCAUAUUGUUUUUUGAUGACAUAUCAAAUACAGUAUAAUUUCUCGAGCCAAGCACACUGAGGACAAACCCAUGUGAGCGCGUACCUUUAGAGCAGAUUAGUAUAAACCAGCAGGGCUGCUGUCAAAAUAUAUCUCUAGAUGAAAUGAGAAUGAAUGGGUUUUUCCUCACAUGUAACCAGCGGUAAGGAGGUUGCUGUUUAACUGACUUCAUUUAAUAAUCAACCUAAUAAUAGCAAUGCCAUAUGGUUAUUAUGGCAGCGAUUGAGAGUACUGAGAAUCACAGACUACCAACCAAAAGUCAGCAUGUUAAUAUUCUGACUUAAGAUAAUCAUUAAGAGGAACCCCGGCAGUUCUCAAUGUCAAACAAGCAUAUUGUUUUUGAGCUCUGAUGAGAUAUGCGGUCACAAUGAAGCACUGAGCCCAAGAAGCCACAUCGAGCCAAAGAGCAGUCUGGUCUCUGAUCUGAGGAUGAGGUAUUCUGCCUUUUCAGAGGAGAUGGAAAACAGUCGGCAAACCUGUCAGAUCACGGCUGGAAAUCCCGCUAGAUCCUAUUCCUAAGGUUUUGGCCUUGGCCACAUGCAGCUAACAGAAAAGUACCAUCUUCAUUUCCUUGAUCUCAAAUCCCUGCUGUUCUAAACGUGUAACAACAGAAGGCGUGUGGAGAAAACCUUUGCGGGCUGCUUCUUUACAGGCUUCACUUGGAUUCUCUUCUGACCUGAGGCCUUUCGCAUUACUUUGCACCAGUGUGCUCUCUGCAUUAUGGGCACUGGCAGCCUCAAGGUUAGACGAGCUGGCUUGCAGAGCAGUUAAACAAACACAAUCACAUUUCAGUUAGUGAGACAGUGGGAAGUUUUGUGUUGCGUAACACAGCUAUUUGCCAUGUUAUGGCUCAUAUAGUUGAGAAAACUCUAAUAAGCUCCCUGUUAGCUGGACUCGUCCUCCAUUCUAUAAGUCUCACAAAGUGUGAUGAUUUUAAUUGUUAGAAUAAUAUAAAGUUAAAACUGACAUUGUUUCUCCCUGUGCUGUAUGCUUCCCACAGCUACAUAUGACAUGCAUCACUGUCAGGCAAACUGAGCACAGAAAGUGUUGAUGUACCUGUUUCUAUGAGAAAUGAGCAACUUAAUAAAAUAAUUUACCGUCUCUCUCUUUGUCAGCAGGCGUACUGCAGUUUCUUUCUGACUGGCAUUAAAACAAGUCUGUGCUUUCUUAUUAGAGCAAACGCUCCAAACUCCCACCAAGCAUGACUUUUUUGAAAAAGAUAUACACACUGCAAGCCCCGUUCAAGCCAAACUUAUAAUGAUAAGACCAAGCAAAGGAAGAGGAUCUCGGACAUAUUUCUGAUCCAACCCCAAAGUUCAGCUAGGAAACUGCACUAAGAAGGCCUGAAUAAACUUAACUUCUCCUGUUCUGACUCCAGUCAGCCAAUUCUGAAUCACAGGCCAUGAAGGCUUAUAUUUUGGUAGUAGCGCUGCAUACGUAUGGUGAUAUGACCAAUUCCAUUGUCUGUUUAAAGACUGCAGGAUUGCAGGACUCAUUCUCUCUCUCCCAUGCUCCAACCUGGCCCAUGUUGGCUUGGGCACAGCUAUGGCUGGAGAGUUUUUCUUCAUCUCCAUAUGUGCAAGGCAAGAGAGCAGUCUCUGAAGAAUAUUUGAUACCAGUUAAGAAAAGUGACUUGUAUUGCACCUAUCAGAUAGUACUAUUCAUUUUAGGUGUUUUGUGACAUUUGUGUGUUUUGCAUUGGAGUCUGGAAGAAAUCAUUUUUGGAUGUGAACUUUGGUUAGACAUGAGCAAUCCAACCUUUGCUUCAGCUGCCAGGGGGAUUAUCAUAGCAGACCCAUGAAGUAGUCUCAUGAUCUGUUGGGGUUUAUUUUGAAUGAUUCACAAACAGAAGAUUCUGCCCUUUGCCUGGUUACAAGUUCACAGGGCUCCCUUCAGAUUGGAUUGUUUCCAAGUGGAGGGGGACCUCAUGCUAUUUGACUCCCUGCAUUGUAAAGGAUUGUUGGUUCAUAUGUAUUUUCUUGAUGAAAAGUGUGUGCUCAUAUUUAAGACUGACAAUAAUAAAAUGUUGUAUCUUAAAA